Physella acuta is the source of this 1350-nucleotide messenger RNA. Its product is annotated as acyl-coenzyme A diphosphatase NUDT19-like. Lineage: Eukaryota; Metazoa; Mollusca; Gastropoda; Physidae. The record is from RefSeq and is a predicted model, not a curated record. Gene Ontology annotation, molecular function: hydrolase activity, acting on acid anhydrides, in phosphorus-containing anhydrides. Gene Ontology annotation, cellular component: mitochondrion.
UCAAAGUCCAUCGUUUGACAUGACUGUACUUUAUUAAAAAUUCGCAAGAAAUGCUAUAGUGGAUUAUUCUUUAAAAAUUGACAACAAAUAUUUAAGAAUCCCCUGUAUUAAAUUAUCAUGGCGUCUAUAUUGAAAAACUGGCGAGAAGCAGCUACGUUGAUUUUAGUAACGUCUUCCAACAUUUCCAGAUCAGCACGUAUCCAGUUAACAAAUGCAACAUUGGCAAAGGAAUCGACGACAGGAGAAUCUACUACCAGCGAUGUAAAAGCACGCAAGCAAUCUAUUAUUAGAGAAGACGAUUUUGAAGUUUUAAUGUUAAAAAGAAGUGCUAAAAGCAAAUUCAUGCCUAAUGUUUAUGUAUUCCCAGGUGGUGUUGCUGACAGUGAUUUUUCCGCUCAGUGGUUGUCUGUUUUUAAUAAAUUAGGACAAAAUGUGUGUAAAAGAAUUUUCGAGAAUGUUACUGUUGACUCUUCUAAAGCUGCCCCUAUGUUUACCCGAGAAAGAAGCCAAGCUUACACAGCAAUUCCAUCCGAAGUAGCUUUUCGCAUCUGCGCUAUUAGAGAAACCUUUGAGGAGUCUGGGGUACUAUUAGCACAGCCAGCUAAUCAAUCAAUAGCCAGUUCAAUUUAUUCUCAGAAUAGGGUUUUAAGCCCUGCCCUAUUACACGAGGAUGUCAAUGUUAUCAAUAACUGGAGACAACGUGUCAAUAAGGAUCCAACAGAGUUUCUUAAAAUGUGCCUCGAGCUAGACCUUGUACCGGAAGUGUGGUCACUAUAUGAGUGGUCAAACUGGUUAACUCCGACGCUCAGACAUGAACAAGGCCGCAGGUUCGAUACAGCCUUCUUUGUUUGUUGUGUAGACCACAAGCCCACUGCUGCAGUAGAUUUAGCUGAAACUGUAAAUGCACUGUGGGCCUCACCAAGCUCAUUAUUAUCGGCAUAUUUUAAACAGAAGGGUGGCUUGGCACCACCUCAGGUGUAUGAACUUUCCAGGCUACUGAAUUUUAAAUCUGCAAGUGAUCUUCAUCACUUAGUUAGUGGCCCUAAUCGCAGCAGAGUGGAGAGAUGGCUUCCUAUUGCACUUGUGUGCAAGACUCACACUCUGUCACUGAUGCCAGGUGACGACCUUUACCCAGAAGCCGUAGACAAUGUAGACCCACAGAUUUUAAACUUUGAUGAGGAGAGUCUGGAAGAGCUGAACACUAAAUACAGGAGGCAUCACAGAGUUGUCAUGGGCAAGGGACAGGCAGAUCCUGGCAUGCACAUACUGUGUAAUACACAGCCAUCUGAGGGUCACGUCAACCCAAAUAUUGAUUUGUUUGAGAAAAUAAGGCUCAAGGCUAACUUGUAG